Messenger RNA from Arabis nemorensis, 555 nucleotides. NCBI's taxonomy places the organism in Eukaryota, Viridiplantae, Streptophyta, Magnoliopsida, Brassicales, Brassicaceae. The record is from the annotation of a GenBank genome assembly.
AUGUCAGAAGGCUACGCGAUCGAGCUCUACUUCGACCCAGCGCUUGAAAACCAAGUUUUGAAAGCUUGGAACGUCUUCGCUCGUCGUCAAAUCAGUACAAAAUUGAUCAACAACGAGUCUCGUCCACACAUAACCUUAUUCUCCACCAUCUUCUUCGAUUCAACGAAGCUCGAAUCUGUCGUCAAAACCUUCGUAUCAAAGCAAGAACCACUCUCGAUCUCGCUCUCUACCAUCGGAACCUUCUCGAGCGAUAACAACGUACUGUUCCUCUCGCCGACACCGUCCUUGUCGCUGCUUCAAUUACAGUCUCAGUUAUGCGACGCGAUUAAGAAAGAAGGUGUUGAGAUUGGGGAAGAGUAUCGUGUCGAUUCGUGGGUUCCGUUUUGUCCUGUGGCUCUUGAUGUACCUAAGUCACGUAUGGCUGAGGGUUUCUCGGUGUUGAGGGAUUUGAAGCUUCCGGUGAAUGGUUACGGUAUGGAGAUUGGUCUUGUUGAGUUUUCUCCUGUUCGUGAAGUCUUCUCAUUUCCUCUUGGUAACAACAAUUUGGAGUCUUGA